This is a messenger RNA of Camelus dromedarius (Arabian camel), 3531 nucleotides long. It is a transcript of the gene WNT7B, whose product is annotated as Wnt family member 7B. Gene Ontology annotation, molecular function: cytokine activity; frizzled binding. Lineage: Eukaryota; Metazoa; Chordata; Mammalia; Artiodactyla; Camelidae. The transcript has 4 exons. The coding region runs from base 155 to 1225 and encodes 356 amino acids. The record is from RefSeq and is a predicted model, not a curated record. Gene Ontology annotation, cellular component: extracellular region. Gene Ontology annotation, biological process: neuron differentiation; multicellular organism development; cell fate commitment.
GCGGCCAGGGCUCACCAUGGUGGCAGCGCGCGCCGAGUGCCCGCGCGUCGCCGGCCGCCGGAGCCGCAACGCUGGCUGAGAGCUGUCCACGGAAGCCCCCCUCUCCUGCCCGUUCCCCGCUAGGCCCACGCGUCCCUUCCGGCCGCUGCUGUCUAUGGCGCAGACCCCCUCCCUGGAUCAUGCACAGAAACUUUCGCAAGUGGAUUUUCUACGUGUUUCUCUGCUUUGGCGUUCUUUACGUGAAGCUCGGAGCGCUGUCGUCCGUCGUGGCCUUGGGAGCCAACAUCAUCUGCAACAAGAUCCCCGGCUUGGCCCCACGGCAGCGCGCCAUCUGCCAGAGCCGGCCCGAUGCCAUCAUCGUGAUCGGGGAGGGGGCCCAGAUGGGCAUCAACGAGUGCCAGUACCAGUUCCGCUUCGGACGCUGGAACUGCUCUGCCCUCGGCGAGAAGACCGUCUUUGGGCAAGAGCUCCGAGGAGCCGUGAGGCGGCCUUCACGUACGCCAUCACCGCAGCCGGCGUGGCCCACGCCGUCACCGCCGCCUGCAGCCAGGGCAACCUGAGCAACUGCGGGUGCGAUCGCGAGAAGCAGGGCUACUACAACCAGGCCGAGGGCUGGAAGUGGGGCGGCUGCUCCGCCGACGUGCGCUACGGCAUCGACUUCUCCCGCCGUUUCGUGGACGCCCGCGAGAUCAAGAAAAACGCCAGGCGCCUGAUGAACCUGCACAACAACGAGGCCGGCAGGAAGGUCCUGGAGGAGCGCAUGAAGCUGGAGUGUAAGUGCCACGGUGUGUCGGGCUCCUGCACCACCAAGACCUGCUGGACCACGCUGCCCAAGUUCCGCGAGGUGGGCCACCUGCUGAAGGAGAAGUACAACGUGGCGGUGCAGGUGGAGGUGGUGCGGGCCAGCCGCCUGCGGCAGCCCACCUUCCUGCGCAUCAAACAGCUGCGCAGCUACCAGAAGCCCAUGGAGACGGACCUGGUGUACAUCGAGAAGUCGCCCAACUACUGCGAGGAGGACGCGGCCACCGGCAGCGUGGGCACGCAGGGCCGCCUCUGCAACCGCACCUCCCCCGGCGCCGACGGCUGCGACACCAUGUGCUGCGGCCGCGGCUACAACACCCACCAGUACACCAAGGUCUGGCAGUGCAACUGCAAGUUCCACUGGUGCUGCUUCGUCAAGUGCAACACGUGCAGCGAGCGCACCGAGGUCUUCACCUGCAAGUGAGCGCCUCCGCCCCGCCUCGCCCGCGGCCCCGCCCACUCCCCCCGCGGCCCCGCCCCGCGGCGCUUUGCACAUCUGCUCCCGGCCACUGGGCUGUGGGCAGAGGUGGGUGGAGAAGGUGGGAGCCCCCGGCGCUGGAGGGCUCCCACGGGCCGAUCACCCUCUCUCUGCCCUCUAGGGCCUCCCUCCUGCCAUUCCUGUCCCUUGCCAUGGCGGAACAGUGCCCAUCACCUGGCCGAGAGGGGGCAUGGGUGUCCCGGGACCCGCCCAGUGAAUUUUUUUCUUUUCUCGGGGAAAGUGAACCUCAAGGACACACACAUACCCCGGAAAGCAAAGCGACAAGACUCUGAGUGUUCUCCUCCCCCACCUGGUGGUAUGGACACAGAAAAACUGCUUCCCAGGCUGCAUCAGUCGCUGGGCUCUGGGGUGGUCUGGGCAGAUGUUGACAAAAAUUAUUUAUGUUUUCUUAGUAUCAGAAGAGGAUUUUAGCAUUAAGGCGUAGCCGGUCCUAAUUCCGUACUCUGUUGGCUCAUCCCCUGGCCACCCUCUGCUUCCUGUUCUGGCCUCUGGGUACCCGUGGAAGCAUCUCUGUGUAUGACUCUGUCCCAGGGGGAGGUGGCAGUGCAUGUGGUCCCCAGGUGAGCUGGGCAGGGGCUUGGUGGCCGACAUGACCCAAGACAGCCUCUGAGGAGCACCAUGGACAGGGAUCUCUGGCCCUCUCUUCCCUUCUUUUUGAAAUUCAUAUCUAACAAAUCAAAAUGUCACCCACGUCAGGUUUCAGGGGUCCUGCAUCCCCUCCCUAAUGCUGUUGCCCUUCCAAACCCCUCACUGGCCUGGCACCCCCUAGUUUACGAGCCCCCUCCCACCCUGGAGCCAGUCGGACCCCCAGGACAGUGCUGUGCCGAGGCAAGCUGGUGGAAUGGGGGAUAGUUCAGGGUGUUUGCCUUAUUUGACAAAUGCAGACAGUGAGGCCCAGAAUGGCUCAAGCAUGAGCCAGAGAUCCCCAAGGCCGUGAGUGGAGGCUCCUGCCUUGGCUCAGGCUUACUGACCCCUAUCCCAGGGCUCCUGAUCUUGAAGGAUGUGCUCUGGGGAUGCCCAGGUGAGAGGCAGCCCCCAGGCCUUGAAAGAUCUGGCCACGCCCCCUCUGCUGCCAGCCUCACUGGGGUCCACGCCCCCUCGAGGUGCCUUUGAGGGUUUCUCUGGUGGUCUCCUUACCCAGUCCUGGUCCUCUCGUCCUGAUCCAGAUGCUGAGGAGACUCAGAUCCAGGGUGUCUGCUCUGCCGGGGUCCCACUUGCUGUCCCAGCAGAUACCUGCCCUCCAGACUUCCCCACCACCACAGCCCGCAUACCAUGCAGACCCUCCCUUGGAGUCUGAAUCACCCCACAACCUGGGGGACAGGCAUGGAAAGAGGUCCUGCUUGGUUCUAGACCGUGUGUGGGUUGGGAGAGCUUGGGAGCCUGGAAACUCCGGGCUGGACGUCUCUGCCAAUGCUCCCACUCUCCUUGGGGUGACUGAGGCGCAGAGAGAGUGACAUGUCCAGGGCCAGAAACGAUGGUGUGCAGCCGGCUUAUGGUGCACCCUGCACUGCCCACACACUCGUCCCCGCCCUGAAUUUAGGGUAUUUUCUCACAGAAGCCCAUGGAAAUGUGUCCUCAAGCUAGUGAUCAGUCAAGUGGGCUGGACGUUAGCCUGGGUGACUGACACUGGGCCCUGGACCUGGCGUCCAUCCUGCCUGCAUUGAUGAUGCCAGGACACUCCACAAGCUGCUGUCCUGGGAGCUUCCAGGCCACUGUGAAUGCCCCCCGGUCCCCUUUCCCCCAACCUUGGGUCCUAGGACACCCCUGCCUAGCAUCCUCUGCCAAGGAAACUGGUUAACUUAUAUUGUUAUAUAGCGUCGAAAUGUCUAUAGUGUCUUUUAAAUUAUUGUGACCUACACUGGGUACUGGGGGCGGGGGGGAAUGGCCGAGCUGUUCCCGAGCCAGGUCCCUCCUUCUGCUUGAAACAGACCCUUGGACCCUUGGUGGCCCCUGAUGCCACCAAGUCAUCCCACUGUCCCUCGGCCACCAGGUGCCCCUGCCAAUACCCCACCCUCCCUGCAGAGUGUGCCAGCAGCAGCCCUUCCUUUGGGUAGGGGUGAGGGUGAGGGUGGCACUGUGGCCCAGGUGGGAUGGUGGUGGCCGAGGCGCUGCGUGUCCCUGCAGUGUCCCUGCAGUGUCCCACUCCAGGAGACCUGGCGGGUUUCUGACGGGCUGUGUCUGGCCUCCCCGGGAGGGGAGCGCUCAGCUCCAAUAAAGCUGGAACCAGAGGA